GUGGGUGCCACGCGAUUCAACUUCACUCCUUCGCCUCACUGCAUCGUGCUCGAAUUCUCCGGCAUCCCGGUCUUUCAUGUCUAUCUGCCUUGCAGUGUGCCACCCCUGGCAUCACCGAAGUCGCCAUACGAGCGCGGCUAUUGUAAUCGAAGGCGAGCGUCUGAGAUGGCCAUGUGCUCGCCCCAUUCACACUUUGAACUUCGCUCUAGCCUUCUCGUCCUUCCCUGUCCCGGCUCUAGUCCCCUUCUCUCCUCCCCUUCGGUUGUUUAUGUUUAUUAUACACCCUCUGGAUCCACUGCCGCACAAUUUCCUCAAUACUGUACCCUCCUGUUGUCCCCCUUUCCCCGGCCGGUUGCUGUCAGAACUCCACUUGGUCGGCUGAUGUAUCAAUAGUGGAAGAGUGAGUGGGUGAAUUGAAUCAAUGGGAUUUUACUGUACAUGGUAGUCACCGACUUCACGACCAUGGACAAUUCAUGCUUGACAUUCACGAUCACGGCUCUCAUUGCAGCCCAAUCCAGUCGCCAACUCCACAAUCCGCUCCUUUCCGUCCACUCUCCGUCUACGGGUGCUUCGAAAAUCCCUCUACAGACCCUUCCUCGCCUUCGGAAGCACCCCUUUCAUGUCAGCCUCCUGUACCACAAUUUGUGCGACAUUGGACACGGCCCUGUUCCUUGUCAGACCUGUACUGCUCCAUCCACCCACCCGAGCUUGCGGUCUCCGGUCUCCCUCGACCAGCUCGACCCUUGUGUAUAUUCCAGUUGGUGGGAGUCCGCGGGCCACCUGAACCUUGCAUUUGACAUCGCCGUCCUCUGGAUGCCCAAGAAAUACAAGGCCUGCUUCAAGACAUUGCCCCUGUCCGGUCCGGUCAUCUGACUAUCAAACAUCCACCUUUGGGAUUCAGGCUGCUGUCGGUACCGAUCAGUGUCACCUUUUCUAUACGUCGUCGUGUUUCCAUUUUUCUUGACCGCUUUGUCCUUUUACCAAUCUCCCACUGGCCUGGCCCACCCGGAACCGCCGACAUUACGGCUGACACGGCUUCUAGCUCGCCUUCCGCCCGUCCACUUCCCCGGUGGCUCCAGCAUCUGCCCGCCUCAGUGUCGGAGGUACCAAAUCGUUCAGAGUUCCCAGACACCAAUGCCUCAACAGCAAGGCGCGUGCGUGCCGCAUUGACCAUAGGUACUACUACAGUAGUCCGCGCUGUCAGGCUCCGACUUUACCCAACGGAUGUCUUCCGCGCGUCUUUUUGACUGGCUGCGAGUGACCGCCUCGAUCCUCAUUUUCCCUUUCGAUCCUGUGAGAGGCCGUCUAUAAACGCGCCAUCCGCCUGGUGCACAGCCAAGUUCGCGUCCAGAACCUUGAACACCUGCAGCCGUUUCCGUCAGUUGCAAUCCAUCCGCCAUCGGGCCCGGAGAGCGCCAGAGCUACUGCUGUGGUACUAGUCUGUAGGGUCUUCCGAUCGCACGCACAAUCUGGACCACCAACCAAUCCACCCGUUGGCGGCAUAGGGUCAAACCCAACAACAACAAUAAUAAAACCCACUUGUUCGCCUCGCGUCGCCUUUUUCCAGAGCUAUACCAACCGUGUCGCUGCUCCAUCCCCGGAUUUUGCACUUCGCCUCCUCUAAGAUCCAAUGUGCUGCUGCUAGCGCCCGCCCAUCGUCACCCGGGUGAGAGUUCGGUCGGGACGAUCGUUCCUUCCUGAAAGUGCGCCCAUAUUGGUGCUUUGUCUGGCAGUGGGUGAGCAGUUGGCGCAGAACUUGAAGGACAUGUUGGGGUCAUUCCAGGUUUCCCACGUUGACCAGCGGUUUUGUGGAGUUGGAGGAGAGCAACCUUGUUGACCGCCGAUGUCAUGACGGCCCCUCUGCCCGAGGGUCUCGUUGAUCUGACAUUCGCCUCUGAGCAGUCUUCUUCUGCCGACCUCAGUUUCGAAGUCAGCAACUCAGAUGUCAUCCACAAGUUUUGGAAAGUCUUUGACGCUCAAAGUAAUGUCACUUCGGACCAUGCCAGUCCAAGAGUACGAAACCUCUUCUGGAGGAUUUGGAGCAGCCCUAAGCUUUGUCAAUCCAUAACAAGCGAUCUCUUGCUCCGGCUAUGGCGCCAAUGCAGUGAAGAUACUGUCUUGCACCCCGUUGGGACGCUUCCACCACUGCCUCAGAGAUCAUCGCCGCCUCAGGACGCACACACCAGAGGGCCAGAACGACUGAGGUCGUCUUCUCUCUCACCCACCUCUCGAGCCUCCCUGGCUUCAGAUACAAGCACUCCAUCCGCAUGGAGUGUCGGGGCCUCGCUCCCGGAUUCUAGUCUUCGUGCCACAGGCCCCGGUACAUCUAGAGAGGACCAUGGCGCUUCACGCGACCGAAGUGAGGAGACUGGUCUGUUCCCAAACCCCGGCACCUCAACCGCGUCGGUCCCCGCCAUUGCAGCCGGCUCAGCCACUCCGCCUUCUUCGAGCCGAGCUACAAGCAGUGGACGCGCGAGACCGCCUGUGCAGGUUACCCCUGCGAAAUCACGGGCACGCCCACAUGUUCCCCGGCGGAGAUCCGGCACACCAAAAUCGCCUUCUGGCCCGAGCACUGAGAAAUCCCCUAAAGGUGGUUUGGAGGAGAUGAGUGGUGCUUUGAGAAGCGCUGGAGCUCCUGCGGGACCUUAUCCCCAUGCCCGAGGUCCGCCUCCAGGAUUAGCCCCAGUUCCUGCAAUGACGGGCGACUCGGGUUUCGCGCUCCCGUCGGCUUCGUCUUGGCAAAGUGUGGAUUCAAUGAACGAACAUCCCAUGGCCAUGGGCACAGCUGCUUCCCCGCCCGCCUCUUCAGGACUGGUGGACAGAGACUUCCGAGGCAGGUUCGUGGAGACACAGAAGAAACUCGCCAGCUCCACCAAUCUAGCCGCUCUGGGACGGAUAAAGAAAACUGGAAGUGUUGUCCGCUUCGCCGAUGAAAUCCCGCACGACUUGCGCAAAGGUAAAGAAAAAGAGAUCCCACCGGAUGACAGCGCGGGCCCGUCACGGCUUAAGUCCAGUUUAUCCAGUCGUGUACACGCAAAUGACGAUGACAGUCAUACUGAGAACGUGGGACUUCCUCGAACGAAAAGUCAGUUGAGCCUCUUGAUCAAACAGGAACGUGACGCGACAGGAAGCCAUGAACUAGGGCCAGGAGCGGGGCCGACAAAUCGAAACGUGAAAAGUAAAGGGAAGGAGAAGGAAAACACCAGAUCAAAUGAGCAAGAACUGUUGUCGAUGGGCCAACAGGGCGGAGUGACCAAAGCUGGCGGAGUGCAGGUCCCCGAACAGCAGAGAUUAAGCGAGCAUCAUGAUCCCCGCUAUGAGUCCUCAUCAAGUCCGGAGCCGUUGUUCUGAAGAUCACCCACUAGCUGCCGGGGAACCAUGGAGUGUCCAGCUGCGGUACCUAGGUAUGGGCCUACACCACGUUGUGCUAUUAUAUAAAUAUUAUGACGAAACGGCCGCAGAGGGGAGUUAUACAAGCCACGAGUGCCUAGGUUACUGUAUUUCUAGCUUCAUGAUGAUAGAAUUCAUACACGAGUACUCGACGCAAAGGUUUGUGGCUUUUACUUAUAGAAGGCUCGGGUUUAGUGCAGAAAUCAAGCAUUACCACACACAGCUUCUCCUGAAAUGAAGCUGUAACCACG
Messenger RNA from Exophiala dermatitidis NIH/UT8656, 3641 nucleotides. RefSeq lists its product as uncharacterized. The transcript has 5 exons. The record is from RefSeq and is a predicted model, not a curated record. The coding region runs from base 1849 to 3351 and encodes 500 amino acids. Lineage: Eukaryota; Fungi; Ascomycota; Eurotiomycetes; Chaetothyriales; Herpotrichiellaceae.